AUGGCAUUUUGUAUCACCUUCGGAAUGCAUGAGUUUACAUCUCAGCUUGAGGGAUACGAGCAAACCAGGGCACAUUGCCAGAAUUGCGGAAACUGGGAUGGACAUUGUCAGACAAGAUGGCCAUGGUUUACGGUCUGUUUUAUUCCGGUCAUUCCGCUAGCAACCCACAAAUACAGGGAAGUACGCUGUUACCGAUGCGGGUUCACUCAAGAUCUAAGCAUACGCCCUGAUAUAAACCCCGGUACACAACCGCCACCUGGAAUGCCGUGGGGACCAGCCUAUGCGGCUCAACCACAGGCAUAUGGAUAUCAAGCGCCGGCGGGACCCCAAAAUCCUCCUCCCAUAGCCUCAGGAGGAAACCCUGACGCUGGGCAUGUAUACAAGUAG
Talaromyces atroroseus is the source of this 387-nucleotide messenger RNA. RefSeq lists its product as hypothetical. NCBI's taxonomy places the organism in Eukaryota, Fungi, Ascomycota, Eurotiomycetes, Eurotiales, Trichocomaceae. The coding region runs from base 1 to 387 and encodes 128 amino acids. The transcript has 7 exons. The record is from RefSeq and is a predicted model, not a curated record.